This is a messenger RNA of Cariama cristata (Red-legged seriema), 2547 nucleotides long. RefSeq names its product voltage-dependent T-type calcium channel subunit alpha-1G-like. The record is from RefSeq and is a predicted model, not a curated record. Gene Ontology annotation, biological process: sodium ion transmembrane transport; membrane depolarization during action potential; calcium ion import. The annotation marks the transcript as partial. The transcript is spliced from 14 exons. Gene Ontology annotation, cellular component: voltage-gated calcium channel complex; voltage-gated sodium channel complex; plasma membrane. Gene Ontology annotation, molecular function: low voltage-gated calcium channel activity; voltage-gated sodium channel activity. Lineage: Eukaryota; Metazoa; Chordata; Aves; Cariamiformes; Cariamidae.
AUGCUGGUGAUCCUGCUCAACUGCGUGACGCUGGGCAUGUUCCACCCCUGCGAGGACAUCGCCUGUGACUCACCGCGCUGCAGGAUCCUCCAGAGCUUCGAUGAUUUCAUCUUUGCCUUCUUUGCCGUGGAAAUGAUCGUCAAGAUGAUCGCACUGGGGAUUUUUGGGAAGAAAUGCUACCUGGGAGACACGUGGAACCGCCUGGACUUCUUCAUCGUCAUUGCGGGGAUGCUGGAGUAUUCCCUGGACCUGCAGAACGUCAGCUUCUCAGCAGUCCGCACCGUCCGCGUCCUGCGGCCGCUCAGGGCCAUUAACAGAGUCCCCAGUAUGCGCAUCUUGGUGACGCUUCUUUUGGACACGCUGCCCAUGCUGGGGAACGUCCUUCUCCUCUGCUUCUUCGUCUUCUUCAUCUUCGGCAUCGUGGGAGUCCAGCUGUGGGCAGGUUUGCUCAGGAACCGCUGCUUCCUCCCCGAGAACUUCAGCAUCCCCUACACGGUGGAUUUGGAGCGAUACUACCAGACAGAGAACGAAGACGAGAACCCUUUCAUCUGCUCCCAGCCCCGAGAAAAUGGGAUGCGCUACUGCCGGAGUAUCCCAACGCGGAGGGAAGAGGGUCUCGAGUGCACCCUGGAUUAUUACUCCUACAACGACACCACCAAUACAUCCUGUGUCAAUUGGAACCAGUAUUACACCAACUGCUCCGCCGGGGAGCACAACCCCUUCAAGGGAGCCAUCAACUUUGAUAACAUUGGCUACGCCUGGAUCGCCAUAUUUCAGGUCAUCACACUGGAAGGCUGGGUGGACAUCAUGUACUUUGUCAUGGAUGCACACUCCUUCUACAACUUCAUCUACUUCAUCCUCCUGAUCAUUGUGGGCUCCUUCUUCAUGAUCAACCUCUGCCUGGUGGUGAUAGCAACGCAGUUCUCCGAGACGAAGCAGCGCGAGAGCCAGCUGAUGAAGGAGCAGCGGGUGCGCUACCUGUCCAACGCCAGCACUCUUGCCAGCUUUUCGGAGCCAGGCAGCUGCUACGACGAACUCCUCAAGUACCUGGUUUACAUUGCCCGUAAAGGCAGCAAGCAGCUUGUGGAGGUCUACCGUGGGACCCUGCGGGCGCCCCGCGCCAGCCCGGAGAUCAGCGAUGUGGAGACCAGCUCGCUCCACAACGGCACCAACCGGCUGAUGCUCCCCCCCUCAGCCCCGAACCCCCACGGGGCCCCCAGCACCGCUCCCAGCAACACCGAGUCCGUCCACAGCAUCUACCACGCCGACUGCCACUUUGAGCCGGUGCGCUGCCGGUCAUCCCUCCCGCAGCCAGGCCUUGGCUUGUCGAGCCCAGAGGGGAUCCCCAAGAAUAUUGUGGGUGGCAAAGUGUACCCCACGGUGCACCCCAGUACCUCCCACGAGAUGCUGAAAGAGAAGAACCUGGGGGAGGGGGCGGUGAGUGCCGGGAGCAGCACCUUGACAAGCCUCAACAUCCCCCCCGGGCCGUACAGCACCAUGCACAAGCUGCUGGAGACGCAGAGCACGGGGUUCUUUUCAGUCCACGUUACGGAGAAAGGCGAUGGCUUUCCAGGUCCCUGCCAAAGCUCCUGCAAGAUCUCCAGCCCUUGCACCAAGCUGGACAGUGGCUCCUGCAACCCUGAGAGCUGCCCCUACUGCCUCAAGGCACUGGCGAGCGAGGCUGAGCUGACGGACAACGAGACGGCUGACUCGGACAGCGAGGGGGUCUACGAGUUCACGCAGGAUGCCCACUACAGCGACCAGCGGGACCCGCAGCGGGGCAGAGCCCGGGCCAGGAGAGCAAGCCGGGUGCUGGCCUUCUGGCACGUGGUGUGUGAGACCUUCCGGAAGAUUGUAGACAGCAAAUAUUUUGGCCGUGGGAUCAUGGUGGCCAUUCUCAUCAACACGCUUAGCAUGGGGAUUGAGUACCACGAGCAGCCGGAGGAGCUUACCAAUGCCCUGGAGAUCAGCAACAUAGUCUUCACAAGCCUUUUUGCCCUGGAGAUGCUGUUGAAAGUCCUUGUUUAUGGUCCUUUUGGCUACAUUAAGAAUCCAUACAACAUCUUUGAUGGGAUCAUUGUGGUGAUUAGCGUGUGGGAGAUAGUGGGCCAGCAAGGUGGGGGGCUCUCGGUCCUGCGGACCUUUCGGCUCAUGCGAGUUUUGAAGCUUGUCCGCUUCAUGCCAGCCCUCCAGCGCCAGCUCGUAGUCCUCAUGAAGACCAUGGACAACGUGGCCACGUUCUGCAUGUUGCUGAUGCUCUUCAUCUUCAUCUUUAGCAUCCUGGGGAUGCACCUCUUUGGCUGUAAGUUUGCUUCGGAGCGAGAUGGUGACACGUUGCCCGACAGGAAGAACUUUGACUCCUUACUCUGGGCCAUCGUCACCGUUUUCCAGAUUUUGACCCAGGAAGACUGGAACAAGGUCCUUUACAACGGUAUGGCAUCGACCUCCUCCUGGGCUGCUCUCUACUUCAUUGCUCUGAUGACAUUUGGGAAUUACGUUCUCUUUAACCUACUGGUGGCCAUCCUGGUAGAGGGUUUCCAGACGGAG